GGCACCUACAGAUUCUUACCAAGCGCGGCUCGGAUCGUUUUUGCCGUUCCUGCAUCAUCCACUCAAAUUGAACGCGACUUCGGAAUCAGCGGUCAAAUGGUUACUGUGCAGCGAGCAUCACUGUCCUCAGAUAACAUUGACAUGUGCUCCUUCCUGAAUCGGAACAGGGAAUUCAUUGAUGUAACGCAGUGCUCAAAGCUGACAGCGGAGGAAGCCCGAGAAUCCGUUCCCGCAAACGUCACGGUGAACCUUGACCCUCAAACGGCGAUGGAAAUGUUCGAGAGCGACUGGGAGCAGGCCUUGGUCAACUCUUUCUCUGCGCAUAUUUCGACUGAGCUCUAA
Messenger RNA from Phytophthora sojae, 342 nucleotides. RefSeq lists its product as hypothetical. Lineage: Eukaryota; Oomycota; Peronosporomycetes; Peronosporales; Peronosporaceae. The annotation marks the transcript as partial. Gene Ontology annotation, molecular function: protein dimerization activity. The record is from RefSeq and is a predicted model, not a curated record. The transcript has a single exon.